Messenger RNA from Onthophagus taurus, 2896 nucleotides. RefSeq lists its product as uncharacterized. NCBI's taxonomy places the organism in Eukaryota, Metazoa, Arthropoda, Insecta, Coleoptera, Scarabaeidae. The record is from RefSeq and is a predicted model, not a curated record.
AAUUUUUUGUUUUUAUUGUGAUGGCUUAGUUGAGGAAAGAAAUCGUUAAUGAGUGAAAGUCGGUUUGAUUAAGUGAUGUUUGUUUUGUAAUUUAAUGGGAAUUUUUUUUCUGGAUUAUAUUGCGCAUAUUUUAGAAUUUAAAUACGUAUGACACAUCCUGUUUAGCCUCACGACAUUAUUUAUGGGUGGACAUAAACUAAAUUGAAAAAAUAAUUAAGUUAUUAGUUUAUUUAUUAAGAUACAAAAGUGUAUUAGUUUAGUUUGAAGAAACUAACAAGUUUUUAAAGAGACCAAUUUCUUGAAAUUAAAAAACAUUGAAAUUGCGUAAUAUUUUCUCUAUCUUUUUUCUACGACUUCCGUCGCUCAUUUGUUCUAUUUUCACCGGCGAGGCUACAGGUGCCAGUGUCCACCACCAUGCAAUUUCGUUCUAAUUCUGUCCAGUCCAGUUUUCGAAAUAGGCCCGGCCAACUUCGACGCGCGCGGUUUUCAGUUUCAACGCAACUCGCGAUUAGCAACCAACGCGCUGUAUCCUAAAAUCCUAAAAUAAAACGCGCUGUUUACACGCAAUUUCUCAAACGCGAUUAUUAUCAACGUUGUUGGCCGAAAUGUAGUCUACGAUGUUCCGUAACGAUCAACAACCGCAACAGUGGACGGUCCACGCAGAGUUUACCAUUAAACAUGACGGUCUCGACGAUGUCUCUUCCGUUCCUGUCACGCACACUGAGCGCGAUGAAAACGGGGUCAAGAUGGUGUAUACCUGGACGUCGCAAGAUAAUCCAUCUAGUAGCAGAUCAACGGAUAGAUCAACACCGGAAGUUGUGAAGGAUCCACAACUUCCUUACGGUUUUCAAAAAGGAAAUUUAGUGUUUACGUCGACGCCACCAAAACGGCAAGUUGAUUCGUCUGGAUAUGGAAGUGAAUUACUCUCGCCGAAUUCAUCAACAUCUAGACAACAACAAAAUUAUAAUAGACGGUGUCGAAGUACGUGCAGUAUUAUACUUUCGACCGAUUUCAACGAAGCCAAACCGGAUCACCAGGAUUGUGGGAGAACUCAAAGUUUACGAUGCCAAACGCCAACCGUGCGGUCGGAAAGACGUGAUAGUUUUUAUGGAUGUGGUGAUCCUUGGUGUUACCAUGCGUGCAACGAAGAUUAUUGUCGAUUUCCGACUGUACAAGAAUGUGAUGAAUAUUCUGGAAGUUCUAAAAGACCAUCGAGAGCAAGCACUUUUAAUGUACGUUCGAAAAGUUCGCCGCCAAAAUUCGAUGCUAAAAAAGACGCUUCGGUACAAACAUACGAAAUGAUCGAUAAGUGUACUUCGCCGUUUCCUGGUUCCGAAAGAAAAUUGUCAUCCGAAUCUAACGAAUCGAAACUAAAAAGACAGAGACAACUCAACAGAAAAUCGAGUUACGGAAAUACCCGAAGGAAAACUGAACCUAUUUAUCAAAGAACCACCCCAUCGACUUUCAGCCCGGAUAGUUUGGAUAAUCAAUCGAACGUCAAACGAACAGUGAAAGCUCCCAAAGGGCAACUAUCCAAGACUUCUACACCUGACUCAAAAUCCAGCGAAAAAAAGCCGAGAACGGUUCAUAUCGACGUUUAUUGUACCGGAACCGAACUAGAAUCUAGUUCUUCGUGUAGCGAUUCAGAAACUAAUAAAACUACGUCAUCGCCACAAACGGUUUUUGAAUCGGAAAAGUUUAGGUUAACCCACAAAAGAGUGGAUAAUGACCUUCCGUUCACUUUAAGAAAAAAUGAGAGUAAAGAUUCGAAAAUUAGUACGGAUUCGUUAAAAAAAUCCGCUGGUAAAGAGGAGUCCGAUAACGAUGGUGACUCAACAGCUUAUCCCUCACAAAGAAGUUCCUAUUCCAAUAUCAAAGAUUUUAGAUCCAGCUUAUCAAGCGUCCCCCCUUCAUGGUCAACUAUGUCAAUGUCAAGUUAUGCCCUUCCUGAUGAUGAUUCCGUCGCUAACACAUCUUGGAAGGACACGUAUUCCGAUUUAGGGAGUUUAUUAGAAAGUAGAUCGAGUUUAGCGCAAACGGAAAGUUUAGAUUUCGUACCUAGAAAAUUAAUACAACGGGAAAGUAUUGAUGAAGCUCCCGAAAUAACCGGCAGAGGUAGUCUUCAACCCAGCGAUAGUUUUGAGUAUGCUAAUUCCGAAGAUAAAGCAAGAAUCAAACAGAUGGAAAGAAUGUGGGGUAAUGACGCUCCAAAUUCGGCUCAAAUCCAAAAGAAACAUCUUGUACAACAAAAGAAACUUCAAGAGUACAUGGAUAAAAGAAUGAGUAGUAAUCAAAGUAUCCCUAAAUGGAGACAAUCGAAAGAUAGCGAUUCAGGAACUGAUAGCGAUGAAAAAGGUUGGGAUGUUGAUCCGAAAAAAGUUGCGGAAACCGUGGUGAAAUGUGCCGAAAAAAAGAUACAAAGUGAUCCAUCUAGAACUCCGAGUAUUUUAGCUAUUAAACAAAAAUUAAGUUUGGAUCCAACAUUAAGUUCACCGUUUACUAUGUUUCCUGGAGUAUACACGGAUCAAAGAACCGUAGCGAGACGUUUUGGAAAUAUCGUGAAUGUUUUUAAAAAACCUGGUCACCAUAUUGGACCUGCCAAAAAUCCAGAUUGUAUGUGCGACCACUGUCGACAGUAUUUCCAAACUUAUGCGAUGAGAGGACGAGCUAGAAGUUGGGGUGACUCACAGGUUACCAUGAAUUGGAAAGAAAUGGCCAGAGCUUCAGUUCCGCGAGAUUCUGAACAUAAUCGGUUGAAUAAACCAGAUGAAGGAUACACUGACUUCUAAAAUAUUUAGGCAUUUCUAAAUGUCGUCUUUUUCUGUGCUGCUUCUUUUGUAUUUUUUUCUGUACAUUGUCGAUGUUGAAUAAAAUAAAUUUCUUUUAAGUUUCUAAA